AUGGGUCAGGACGACAAGGAAAAUGGUGUUCUGAACACUGUGGAUGUUCCUACAACUCCAAGACAUCUUUUAAACCGAUCGCAUUCGUAUUUGAAGGAUAAAUCGCCGAAAAAAACUGGGUCCAGGCGACCCCUUGCAAGCAAAGACAACAACAAGACUGGUAGCUUUUUGAUACGGAAAAAUGGGAUGAAACAGGCCGGUGCAAAAGCGGGCAGGCCCAAAGUGACGCAUACGGGUAGUUUCAUCAGCGGCAGUGGGCGCGGACCCGGUGCCGUAUCCGCACCCGUAUUGAACUCGAAGGGCGCGCCCCGAAUCAAGAGCCUCGUACUGAAGGACAUGCAGGAGGAAGAAGCAGAAUCGCCGAGCGACGAUGACGACGACGAACAGAACCCGCUGACUACGAGACUCAAGGCUGCGUUGGGCAGGCGUCGAGAAGGUGACAUCGACGAAGAGGCACAAGGCGGAUUGCUAGAGACACGAAAUGGCAUCUUGAAGCUUUUGCCCGACACCAAAGAUGCUGACAUUGACACAGAUAGUGACAUGGAAGUGGAAACCAUACCGCCGCGGGCACCAGCGUUACCUUACGAGCCCGAUGGGUAUACGCGGUUUACACAGACUCAAAUAGGGAACUUGCAAAAGGACGCGCCUUUUUCAAUCCGCGAUGAGGACUCCGACGGCGACUCUGACGGUCGGGAAUUUAAAUUGCAGCUUUUGCCACUUGAUCUGGAUCAAGAUGUUUCUGAAGAGGACUCACCAAAGGCACGGCCUGAAAAUGACAUGGCUGCUCGGGGAAAACGCCCUGCACAGAUCGUUUUUCCGCUGGAGUCGACCGUCAUUGAGCCAUCCUAUCCAGGAACGGGACUAAGCACAGAAGAACUAGAAGCUUUGCUAGAAUGA
This is a messenger RNA of Lachancea mirantina, 897 nucleotides long. Lineage: Eukaryota; Fungi; Ascomycota; Saccharomycetes; Saccharomycetales; Saccharomycetaceae. The record is from the annotation of a GenBank genome assembly.